GGCAUUACUUUAUUUAUUAAUUUUUUUUAGUUAUGUAAAAUAUUGUCCAAGCAAGUUGGGCCGACGCCCAAAGCCCGUGGGUACUCAUAUGGGUUGAGCUUUGGCUUCAUUGUUAGGCCUGCGAUGUUAGUCGGGCCGGACUUAGGCCUAAAAUAUUCUCGUAAUAUAAUACGGAGUAUUUGGUUUGUUUCGAAACUUGGUUCGACUCAGACUCUGAUCAGAAGUAUUUUCUUCAAAGUUUCAAAGAUCUAACCCAUUCUGGACCUCCCAAUAGAUCCCAUCAAAUGAGAAUGUUUCCAAAGACAGAAAUGUUGGCCCAGUCUCAGGAUGGCAUAAAAGCAGGCGAAGGCCUCCCACCUAACACGCCAGAUCUCCAUUGCCAUCAACAGUACUAUUGCUUUCUGGUACCUUUGACACUUCCUUUUGUUCUUGUUGUUGCUUCUGUGCUAGUGGCUGUUCCAGAUGGAAACAUCUCAGCACUCUGCAAAGGCGUUAGGCUAGCCAACUAUUGUGUCGAUUUUCACUUCAAUAAGCCUGUCAUUAUAAUCGGAGUUAUGAUGCUGGUCAUUGGCCUCAUUGGGUGCAUCGCAUUUUGCUGCAAGAAUGGGAGGGCUGCCGCCGCAUACUUUGUAUUCCAGGUUGUUGUGUUCAUUUACAUGAUUGUUGUUAUGAUUACUUGGUCAAUAUACACCAGGUACUCACCGGCCGCCCUCGGCGUCGCCUUAUUACAAGGAAUACCCACUCGACCACUUCUCCCGCUUCUAUCGCCGCAAGGUUACCGGUGGGAUCAGAUUGCAAACUGUCUCGCUCCCUCUGAUGGCCGCUGUGCUCAAUUGGACCACACCACUACUUACAAUAACUCCUCUCAACAGUUCUUCAAUGCUGCAAACCUGAUCACUCCCCUUGCAGUUCGAUCGGGUGUUGUAUGCCGCGCCUCAGGAAUGUGGCCGGCCGGGUACACUUUCGUGAGCCCAACAAAUUGGACAUCAUCAACGAGCAAUCAAACAAAUGUUGAUUGUGCGAAGUGGAACGUUGAUCCGAUCCGAGUAAACUGUGCUAUUCUUGUGAUUCUUGCAAAGCCGGAGUGCUGCUCACCGUUAAUAAGAGAUUGAAAUCAACAAAUCUCAUCUUGCUUAUCACCUUUGGGUUGGCAUUCAUUGUUUGGGUUGGUAACCUCAUUUUGGGUCAUAUCUCUCAAUAUUCAAUAAGACAAGUUAUUAUCAAAUUGUAUCAUGGUAUCAGAGCUAAGGCUCUCAAAAACCUAGCCUCUCUUUUUUUCCGACCGCCGCCCAUCAUGGCAGCCCCGUCGGAUCCUUUGGCGUCCUUACCCUCCGGAGUAAAACUUUUGCUUCGGAGUCUCCACAACUUAAUCCCAGAAAAACUCACCGAAACAAAUUAUCCGGCAUGGUCUCUCAAUGUCCAGACAGCUCUUUCAGCUAAUC
This is a messenger RNA of Cuscuta campestris, 1442 nucleotides long. The record is from the annotation of a GenBank genome assembly. NCBI's taxonomy places the organism in Eukaryota, Viridiplantae, Streptophyta, Magnoliopsida, Solanales, Convolvulaceae.